Molecule: messenger RNA, 612 nt
Organism: Hevea brasiliensis (rubber tree)
Lineage: Eukaryota; Viridiplantae; Streptophyta; Magnoliopsida; Malpighiales; Euphorbiaceae
Product: probable voltage-gated potassium channel subunit beta
Source: RefSeq, a predicted model, not a curated record
AUGAAUUAUAUGAUAGAAGGGACGAUGAGGGCAUUGAAUUAUAUGAUAGAUAAGGGGAGGGUAGGGUUUAGUGAGUGGUCAACAUAGCAGGCAUGGGGCAUCGUUGAGAUGCUGGGCUUGGUGGGAACCAUUAUAGAGCAACCUGAGUAUAAUUUGCUCUCUAGGCAUAAGGUGGAAUUGGAGUUCCUUCCUCUAUACACCAACUUUGGCCUUGGUCUCACCACGUGGAGUCCAUUUACUUUUGGAGUCUUCACUAGGAAGUAUAACACCAAAACCAUUCCUCCUAGUACUCGAUUUUCUUUGGAUAAUAUCAAAUAUAAACCGAAUAGGUCACUAGCUGAUGAUGUGCUGAAAAAGGUGGAUGGACUAAAGCUAAUAACUGAUAAACUUGGUGUUCCUUUAGCUCAACUUGCAAUUGCUUGGUGUGCUGUUAAUCCAAAUGUCUCCAAAGUUAUUACUGGUGCUAUAAAAGAGUCUCGAGUUCUAAAGAACAUGAAGGCCAUUGAACUCAUUCCCUUACUCACUCCUCCUGUAAUGGAAAAAAUCGAGGCCGUUGUUCAAAGCAACCCUAAACUACCAAAAUCAUUAUUGAUAAUCAUUGCAAGAGUUUGA